Danio aesculapii is the source of this 623-nucleotide messenger RNA. It is a transcript of the gene hbba1, whose product is annotated as hemoglobin, beta adult 1. Gene Ontology annotation, biological process: hydrogen peroxide catabolic process; oxygen transport. The record is from RefSeq and is a predicted model, not a curated record. Gene Ontology annotation, cellular component: hemoglobin complex; blood microparticle; haptoglobin-hemoglobin complex. The transcript has 3 exons. Gene Ontology annotation, molecular function: haptoglobin binding; oxygen binding; peroxidase activity. Lineage: Eukaryota; Metazoa; Chordata; Actinopteri; Cypriniformes; Danionidae. Bases 67 to 513 code for a protein of 148 amino acids.
UGAAUUUCUGCUAGUGAUUCCUACUGGACUUUAAGCAAGCACCUAAGGACAUCCUAAAGCGUAAACAUGGUUGAGUGGACAGAUGCCGAGCGCACAGCCAUCCUUGGCCUGUGGGGAAAGCUCAAUAUCGAUGAAAUCGGACCUCAGGCCCUAUCCAGAUGUCUGAUCGUGUACCCCUGGACUCAGAGAUAUUUCGCCACAUUUGGCAACCUGUCAAGCCCCGCUGCGAUCAUGGGUAACCCCAAAGUGGCCGCUCACGGAAAGACUGUGAUGGGAGGUCUCGAGAGAGCCAUCAAGAACAUGGACAACAUCAAGAACACCUAUGCCGCCCUCAGUGUGAUGCACUCUGAGAAACUGCAUGUGGAUCCCGACAACUUCAAGCUUCUCGCUGACUGCAUCACCGUUUGCGCUGCCAUGAAGUUCGGCCAGGCUGGUUUCAAUGCUGAUGUCCAGGAGGCCUGGCAGAAGUUUCUGGCUGUGGUCGUUUCCGCUCUGUGCAGACAGUACCACUAGAGUCUCAUCGCCAAUGAAAGCCAGGUGUAUUGGAGAAGAUCACACCGCGCGGAGCUGUUUAAGCAAAGAUCUAACUCUUUUACAAGAUCAAUAAAAUAAUGUUAAAAGCA